Molecule: messenger RNA, 1551 nt
Organism: Impatiens glandulifera
Lineage: Eukaryota; Viridiplantae; Streptophyta; Magnoliopsida; Ericales; Balsaminaceae
Product: protein OCTOPUS-like
Exons: 1
Coding region: 1-1551 (516 amino acids)
Source: RefSeq, a predicted model, not a curated record
AUGCCUCGCGACUCCCGAACCCAGCCUCGCCGUCACAUUACUUGCCACCGCCAUCCAGCGGAGUCUGUAACAGGUUUCUGCGCGUCCUGUCUACGCGAUCGCCUCGCUUUCCUUGAACCAUCGACAACCGUCGACACCGAAGAACACGAAGUCAGUGACAUCGUCGGGAGAGGAGAUCCGUCGUCAUCUCUUACUGGAGAGCUCCGACGAUGUAAAUCGUACUCCAAUCGUAAAUGCGGCGUCAUUGCCGGAGUAUCUGAGCAACGUAGGAAGUCUUGCGAUGUGGCUGUUCGGGAUACACUGAGCCAUCUUUUCAAUCGAGACGAUGAUGUGGAAAUAGAUUCAACAACUGAAGUUAACAAAGUGGAAUCGAAGAACUUAGGGUUUGUGGAAAUGAGUGAUAAGCCGAGGAAGAGUAGUAGAGUUGCACGAGAAGCGGCUCGGUUAAUUAUUAGUGAUGAUGAGAAGGUAAUGGAAGAAGAUCUUAAGACUAUGAAGGAGCAUAUAGAGAUUGAAUGUCAAAGCAGACGUGAAUCAGCUAGGGAUUUGAAGGAUAUUGCAGAAAGUUUCUGGAGUGCGGCGUCUGUGUUUAGCCGGAAAUUGAAGAAAUGGAGUCAAAAGCAGCAGAAGAAAAAUCGGAUUGAUUCAUACAGUAAUCGUGCCGCUGGCAAUAAUGGUAAACAUUUCCCGCAAUCUGAGAAGAUAAGUGUACGAGGUUUGAAGGAAAGACAAUCAGAGAUUGGAGAUUUCGGACUCGGUCGGAGAUCCUGUGAUGAUGUCGAUCCAAGAAGGUUUUCUGUAGAUACUGGUCGGAUAUCAUUUGAUGAUCCAAGGUUCUCGUUUGAUGAACAUAGAGCUUCCUGGGAUGGGUAUAUGAUUGCCAGGACAAUUCCUCGUCUUGCUCCAAUGCUUUCUGUGAUUGAAGACGUAAUGUUAGCUCCAAUAAACAGGUUCGAUAAUCGCGGAACAAAUGAAAUGCAGAGAGAUUCAAUUAUAGAAGAUGACACCGCCUGUUGCUCAGAUUCUUCGUCUUCACAGAUGCGAAACAGUUUUGAUUGUUCAAGCUCAAGUAAGAGUUCUCAUAAGAAGACAGCAAUAGGAGGGGAGGUUGAUGAAAUAUCAAAGUUUCUACAUGCGGAUAAGUCUAAUGUAGUAAACUCACACAUGAAAGCGAAAAUUAGCCAAAGGGGGGAUGCCAAUGAUGUUAAAUUUGGGAGGUGGAAGAAAUGGAAAAACAAUUUUGGGUUUAAACAAAGGGAUGUCUCCGGCAACUUCGCGCAGCCAGAACUUGAAGAUGCAGUCAUCAAUGUGGAUGGUUACCCGAAUCUAACGAGGAGUGGAAGUUGUGUUUCAGGAAGACAGAUUGUUAAAAAAGGGGGAGAAGAUUGUGUUUUGGACAGAACCCAAGUUUCAAAACAAUCUGCUGUUGUUGAUAAUGGAUUAUUGAGGUUCCAUUUGACGCCACAAUGGGGUUGUAGGAAAUCCAAGUCUGGAAAAAGAAUGUCGAUGAACUCACCCAUGGCUGCCAAGAACACCCAUUCUAUGAUCUGA